Messenger RNA from Cavia porcellus (domestic guinea pig), 2946 nucleotides. RefSeq names its product transmembrane ascorbate-dependent reductase CYB561. The transcript has 8 exons. The record is from RefSeq and is a predicted model, not a curated record. Gene Ontology annotation, cellular component: lysosomal membrane. Gene Ontology annotation, molecular function: oxidoreductase activity. Lineage: Eukaryota; Metazoa; Chordata; Mammalia; Rodentia; Caviidae. The coding region runs from base 557 to 1315 and encodes 252 amino acids.
UGUCCACCCAGACCUCCCGGGCUCCGGGCUCAGCCCCUGCGCCUGGCCCUGUCCGGGGGGCAAAGGCCAGGACUGCAGAGCCCCUUUAGACCUUGGGGGCCACCUGGCUCGGAAACCUUUGCAGGGUGCCGUAAGCCUCACCUGGCGCAGCUGCCUCCAGCUAGGAGUCGGAGCCCUGGUGUGUUUGGGUCUGAGAGUCAAAUGCAGAAGAACGCAGGAAAUUUGGCCACACAGCAGAGACUUAAAGAAUCCAACCUAGGGCUUGGAUCCUGUGGCAAUGUCCAGCUGAAGACCUAGAGCCCAUGACAAUGUCUCAUGCAAGUCUCCCUCAAGGAUCUGUGCUGGGAAGGUCCAAAGGUCAGUAGUGGAAGCUAGAAAGUGCGUCAGCAGGAUGAAGGAUCUGUGCCAGCAGCCUGAGGAAUCUGCACUGGAGUCAGGAAGUGAUGCACAAGGAGUGAGCAGAGGAGCGCCGUGGGAUUAAUCCGAGAAAGAACCAGAAGGGGAAGGAAGCUCUGGAGACCCUUGGGGACAAACAGGAAAGAGCAGCAGCCUCAGCAUGGAGAGUGGAACUGGCCUGGGGUCCACCCCUUCCACACUGCCGUACUACGUGGCCUUCUCCCAGCUGCUGGGCCUGACCGUGGUGGCCAUGACUGGUGCUUGGCUGGGUCUUUACCGAGGCGGCAUUGCUUGGGAGAGCACCCUUCAGUUUAAUGUGCACCCCCUCUGCAUGAUCAUAGGCCUGAUCUUCCUGCAGGGAGAUGCCCUGCUGGUUUACCGUGUCUUCAGGAAAGAGGCCAAACGCACAACCAAGGUCCUGCAUGGGCUGCUGCAUGUCUUUGCAUUCAUCAUAGCCUUGGUGGGUUUGGUGGCUGUGUUCGAUUACCACAGGAAGAUGGACUAUGCUGACCUGUACAGCCUGCACAGCUGGUGCGGGAUCCUUGUCUUUGUCCUUUACUUCAUACAGUGGCUCAUGGGCUUCACCUUCUUCCUGUUCCCUGGAGCUUCAUUUUCUCUGCGGAGCCGCUACCGCCCUCAACAUAUUUUCUUUGGUGCCACCAUUUUUCUCCUUUCUGUGGGCACAGCUCUGCUUGGCCUGAAGGAGGCACUGCUGUUUAAACUUGGGGCCAAGUACAGCACGUUUGAGCCUGAGGGGAUCCUGGCCAAUGUGCUGGGCCUGCUGCUGGCCUGCUUCGGGGUGGCUGUCCUCUACAUCCUGGCUCAGGCUGACUGGAAGCGGCCUCCCCAGGCUGAAGAGCAGGCCCUCUCAAUGGACUUCAAGACAUUGACGGAAGGGGACAGCCCCAGCUCCCAGUGAUAGCCUGUCCUUGUCCUGUCUGGGGGCCUGGCAGGGGUGGUCCCUUGGUUUUGUGGGGCUCCCACAAAUAUCAUUUAUUUAUCCCUGCUGGGGCUGAGUCUUCAGGCACCAGAGGAGGGUCCAGGUAGUGAGUGAGGAGUUGGGGUGCAGUGGUGUUUGAGCGGUUGCUGGGGCUGCAAUUAACACUUUGCUUUCCUUCCUUGUUGCUGCUGUAGAAGUGUCCAUUGAGUCACAUACAGGCCUAUGCCAUUGCUUCCCCUUCAAAUGAAGAAGGUUUGGGUAGGGGCCUGGAGGAGCUGCAGAAUGGCUCAUCUCAAAGCAGAAGAUGCUGGAGUGAAGCCCUGGAAACUCUAGGGUCUCAGGGACAGGCCUGAUGCUUUGUUAACACUGAAUUCAAACCAGGAAUCUAUGUAGCCUGAGUAGCAGUGGGCCUGUUCUUGGCAGUUGAGCAAGUGAUAUUAUGUGUAAAGUAUGCUGGUGUUCAGAGCAAGGCUCCCCAGGAGAGGGGAGGGACUGGCCCCAGGAGGCACAGCUGCAGUCUUGGGCCUUCCUAUUCUUUAACCCUUGAGUCCCAGGAUGGCUUGGUGGUGGGCGGGAUAGAAGCAUGUGGCUUCAGACACACAUGCCCUAUGCCCCAGCCAGUGAGGACAGCCCUCCCUGGCCAGCCCUGCUCCACUCAAGCCAGCUCAGGCGCUGCUUUCAGAAGCGGAAUACAUACCUUCUGCACAGGUCAUAAUUGAAGAGCUGCUGUUCCUGCUGCCCGACACAGGGCUGCUUUGGCACACUGCUUGGUGUGAGCAGCUGCUUCUAUUCUGAGGGGCGAGCCCCUUCUCCCUAUGGUCCCAUCUUUGCAGGGAGUUAGGACGGAGGCAGAAUGAGAGUGACCCCCUGUAGUAUCUGGACAUUGCUUCAACCGUGUGUGAUGUUAGCUGAGUCAGUUUGGCUUCAGUCUAGAAAUAAUGUGAUUAGAGCAUUGAUCUUGUGCUUCUUCAAUUUGGCAAUUGGGCUGAAAGAAGCCUGACAGUGUAAGACACACAGUUUACUUAAGUAAAGAAAUUAGUAAAAUUUCCAAACUGAUUUCCAUUCUUUUAACAGUUACCCUUUCCACACUUACAUGCUGCCUUACAGAAACUGGCUGGCCUCCUGUUGCUUUCAUUUCUAAUAAUUUGCUUCUGCUGUGGGUCUUUCGUCUAGCGCUGUCACGUCUCAGAGCACACAGCUUUGAUCCAGCUCUCUUCUCAUCCUCUUUCCCCAUCUCCCACCUGCCUGGAUGAUGACGUUAACUCCAGUUUCAGCAGUAUACUCUUCAAGGACAAGGGAUCUUAUCAGUUCUUUAACUGCCUUGCACACACUUGUAUAGUCCAGUGUUUACAUGUAGGAAACAGCCUCAGACAAACUACCACAGUACAAUUCUAUACUCUGUUGCCAGAUCAACACAGAGAGAGAAUUGUAGGUUUGCAAUGAGCGUCUGUAAAUUGGUCUGUUUGCCAACCUAGACCUUGGAUGAUUAAGGACCAAAAAGGCCCCCAAGCUGAUGUGUGUGGUUUCUCUGGUGUGUCUGUGGUGUCUCCUGGGAGUAGAUGUGCCAUUUGUGCAGCAGAUAAUUCAAUAAAUGUCUACAGCAGUCUGCA